CUAACCUUACCUUGCAUAGCAACGGCUACCAUUUAUUUACCCUGCCUUCUCUGUUCGUUUACAUUGAGGCGUUCACUACCGAUUUUGAGGAAAUACAGAAAAGACAGCGAGAGAGCAUCUUGAGCUUCUCGCAAUAUUUCAUUUUUCGUAGAAUGGCUACAACAUUAAAUUUCAAUGCUCAGUCAUCAAAUCCUCCAAAGAGUUUUUCCAAUUACUUCUGGGGAGUGAAUGAUGAAGGAUACCAUGCCUUACUUUCUCGUUUCAGCGAAAUAAAACACAUCAAUGAAGAUCUGCGGUCAUUUUUCCAUGAGAGAGCUAGCAUUGAAGAAGAUUAUGCUAAACGGAUGACCAAAUUGGCCCGCUCCAAUGUAGGUGCCAAUGAAACAGGAACAUUAAGAGAAUCUAUUCAAAUGAUGAAGUCAGAGAUGGAUACUAUGGGCAAAAAUCGUCUCGCAAUUGCCCAGCUUUUACAAGACGAUGUCUCCAACGCUUUUAGUCGUUUUGCUAUAUCUUUGAAAGACAAAAAGAAAACAAUCAUUGCUAGCAUUGAAAAGUGCCACAAAGAGAAAGAAUCAAAGAAACAAAAUUAUGAAAAGGCACAAGACAAAUACCAUUAUUUGUGCAAAAAAGUAAACUAUUAUGUGUCCCAACAGAAUAUGUUGGUAGGAAAGGAUCUGGAGAGAAACAAUUCCAAGUUAAACAAGACUCAAAAUGCAAUUGCAUCCAGCGCUUCUGAAUACAAGGCGAGCGUACAAACCAUCUCAGAUACUUACCAGCGUUGGAUAAGAGAGUGGAAGUCAGCUUGUGAUAAGUUCCAAGAUAUUGAAGAAGAACGUCGUCAUUUCUUAAGAAGUGUUCUUUGGACUUUCACCCUUCUUGUCUCCCGAGGCGCGUUCAAUGAUGAUGAAGCUUGCGAACGCAUUCGAAAAUCCCUCGAGACCUGCAACGUCAAAAGCGAUGUUUUAGGUUUUAUUGAAACUCGAGCUACCGGAACCGGUAUUCCUCAACCUCCUAAAUUCUACGACUUUUAUAAAGGAGAAUCACCUGAAGAUGUUGUAGAGUUAGUCCAAGCAAACUUUGAGCGCGCACCAUCAAACAUAGAAAACGAUCACAUGACCCUAAAUCGCCCUUAUACCCUUUCCGCUGCUGCUCGUACAGGAAAUGCGGCCUUGGAAGGAUCCUCAGAUCUCCAAAACGUCUCUACCGCUGUCAACCAGGCAGCUACAUCAAUAUCGUCUAAUUCCUCUCAAUCAGGCCGAUUGUCACCACAUAAGAAGCUUUUUAAUAAAUUCAAAAAAUCGAGCCGCCCCGUUACUCCCAAUGUCUUAAAUGCUUCUUCGGAUAUGUCUCCACUGGAUGAAAACUUUCAAAAAAUGUCUGUGCAGAACAAUAAGCCUGAAACUGACUCUGCACCAAGUAAUCUUCCACCAGCAUAUCAAACGAUUUCUCCAAUUUCCCGAAGACAACAAAUUCAGGAUGAAUUUAGUAGCGUCAUGAGGAUGGAGAACAGAGCUGUUUCUCCCAUCUCUGAUAACCGAAAAAACAGUUCUUCUAUCGGACUGAGAAAAAACCAGCCCUCAAGGCCUUCUUCAUCUCAUUCACGUCGUGUAUCAAGGUUACCACGAUCUUUAACACCAGGUGCUGUUGAACCGGAGUAUGAUUACGGAGUCAAGGUAGAUCCCGUCCAAGACCUAGGCCGAACCGUGGAUGAUGACGAGUAUCAAUCAGAACUUGAAUCCUCUAUCAAGGAUGACUUUUUCGCAUCGAACGGAUACGGCGUCGCAAACCUCUCAUAUCCUAUUCACGAUGAUUACGACGCUGAAGAUCGUCAUUCUUUAGAUAUAGAAGAAACCCCAACAAGUUCAGACGGACAAAAGAUCCUUGGGUACGUUCAUGCUCUCUAUAACUACGAUGCUGCUAUACCUGAGGAAAUUUCUUUCCAGAAAGGCGAUACUAUUGCCGUGAUAAAACUUUAUGAAGAUGGAUGGUGGGAAGGCUUUGUUGUCGGUGACGAUGAUCAUAAUAGAGGACAAUUCCCUUCUAAUUUUGUGCGUCAAAUUGAUGUUUAAUAAUCGAUAAAUGGUUUCCAGAUCUUGUGCAUUCUUUUGUUCAUGCAUACUUUCCAUCUUUCUUUUUUUUUUAUUUUGAUGAUCUUUUGUUUAUUUAUCGUUUUGAAAUUUUGUUGGUUGACAACUCUAAUAGCUCAUAUGUACUGGCAUUUACAAAAUUGAAUAGAGACAUAAACUAGUAGAAUAAAUUCCAUUUUAUUUACUUUGAACCUUGC
Messenger RNA from Schizosaccharomyces octosporus yFS286, 2284 nucleotides. Its product is annotated as contractile ring protein Imp2. Gene Ontology annotation, biological process: cytoskeleton organization. Bases 153 to 2069 code for a protein of 638 amino acids. Gene Ontology annotation, molecular function: protein binding; phospholipid binding. NCBI's taxonomy places the organism in Eukaryota, Fungi, Ascomycota, Schizosaccharomycetes, Schizosaccharomycetales, Schizosaccharomycetaceae. The record is from RefSeq and is a predicted model, not a curated record. The transcript is spliced from 5 exons. Gene Ontology annotation, cellular component: cytoplasmic side of plasma membrane; cytoplasm; mitotic actomyosin contractile ring, proximal layer.